Molecule: messenger RNA, 2316 nt
Organism: Papaver somniferum (opium poppy)
Lineage: Eukaryota; Viridiplantae; Streptophyta; Magnoliopsida; Ranunculales; Papaveraceae
Exons: 3
Coding region: 1-2316 (771 amino acids)
Source: RefSeq, a predicted model, not a curated record
AUGCAACAAUUGUUUAUCAAGCUUCAACACUGUCGACAAGGAGCUAGACUUGUCGAAGAAUAUGUAGUUGAAUUCUAUAGCUUGGUUGCACGUAAUCAGUUGAAUGAAACUGAAGCACAGUUGCUUGCAAGUUUUAUCGAUGGCUUAAACAACUUAAUUCAGCAAGGGAUGACACAAUCAGUGUUUACCAUGGUGGAGGCGUUUCAACAAGCUACUAAGGUAGAAAGGCGUGUACAUAUUACUACCAGACAAGCAACUCUACGCCAAGCUCGUUAUCAUAAUUAUUAUAAAGCUUCCAUGCCAUAUAAUUCCUAUUCUGGAAAUCAAGGUGAAAGGGGAUCAACAGUCACUGUUGAUCCACAUAAAUUCAGUUAUGGUCAAUCUUAUCAGACACAACAGCAACCCCUGAGUUUCUCUUUUGCUCAGCCAACUACAACUCCAACUACUUCACCUAUCUUACCAUCCACUGUUGCUCCUCAAUCUAUCCAACAACAAUCUAAACCAACAAGCGACAAAUUUUCUAAUAGAACGCAACAACAGUUUCCACCUCUUACUAAAGCUCCUAACAUUUAUUCAAAAUUUCGUGGAGAUAAAUGCAAUAAAUGUAACCAAUCUGGUUAUUCUUCAGAUGACUGUCGACGCUUCAAUGGUUUCAUUGGAGAUAAUCAGCUACAAAUUGACUCCCAAGAUGAUGAAGUUUUUAAUGAGGAUGCAAGUGAAGAAGUUGACGAUCUAGAUUUACAUGACAGUCAUGGUGAUCACUUUGUUGGAAUGAUUCGACCAUUCAUGCUUACUGAACCAUGUUAUUCUCAAAGACAUAGUAUUUUCAAAACCAAGUGCUUUAUAGGUGGCAAAGUCUGUGACAUGAUCAUUGACAGUGGCAGUGUUGACAAUUACAUUGCAUCUGUUGUUGUAGAGAAAAUGGGUCUACCAACUACACCACAUCCUUCUCCUUAUUCUGUAGGUUGGGUGAAUAGUUCAUCUACACAGAGAAUUACUCAUCAGUGCGUUAUUGAGUAUAAGGAAUCUGUGCUCUGUGAUGUUAUUGAUAUGACUGCAACUCAUCUUCUUCUCGGAAGACCAUGGAAAUAUGACGUUGGAGAAGUUCAUAACUGUUUUGAGAAUACUUACACUUUUUACAAAGAUGGUAAAAGAGUGAUCUUAUUUCCUUCCAAGUCUUCUUUAGUGAUUCAAGAACGUAGUGAUUGCAAGACUACUGCAUUGGUGGCUACUAUUUCUCGCUCUUUACACUCAUCUCAUACUUUGAGCUCUCAUGAAGGAACCAAACCUAUGGUAACAAUUCCUACUCAGGUACAACCUUUAUUAUCAAAAUUUAAAGCACUAUUUCCUGAGGAAUUACCAGUGAGUUUACCACCAUUUAGAGAUGUUCAACAUUGCAUUGAUUUUAUACCUGGAGUUGUUUUACCUAAUCAAGCUCAUUAUCGACUGAGUCCUACUGAACAUGAAAUAUUACAAGUGGUUAUCAUCAGAUUAGAAUCAGAGUGGGUGAUGAAUGGAAAACUGCUUUCAAAACAAGAGAGGGGUUAUAUGAAUGGAUUGUUAUGCCUUUUGGUGUUCAAGGUUUUAUACGAAAAUUCUUUAUUCAUGAACUUGAAGAAAUGCACAUUUAUGUCAUCUAAAGUUACCUUCUUGGGAUAUCUUAUUUCUUCCAAGGGUAUUCAUGUGGAUCCUUCUAAAGUUCAAGCUAUUAUGGAUUGGCCUGUUCCUACUUCUAUCAAAGAGGUGAGAAGUUUUCAUGGAUUGGCUUCCUUUUAUAGGCGUUUUGUAAGAAAUUUCAGCACCAUUGCUGCACCUCUUACUGAUUGUUUGAAAAAAGAAAAGUUCAUAUGGACUGAAGAAGCUGAUAAUAGUUUUAAUGCUCUUAAAGAAAAACUAUGUUCAACUCCUAUUCUUGCGCUGCCUGACUUUUCCAAACCUUUUCAAGUUGAUUGUGAUGCUUCUAUUAUUGGAAUUGGAACAGUUUUAUCUCAUGAAGGACAUCCAGUUGCUUACCAUAGUGAAAAGAAUUCUGGUACUCAAAAAAAAUGGUCUACAUAUGAAUUGGAAUUGCUUGCUCUUGUACAAGCUCUUAAACAGUGGCAUACUUAUUUAAUUCAUCAAGAAUUUGUGAUUAAUACUGAUAAUCAUGCUUUGAAAUAUCUACGGAAUUCAUCUAAAGUUAACCGUAUGCAUGAUAGGUGGUUAUCUACAAUUAAUAAGUACACUUUUUCUGUCAAACAUAAAAGUGGCAAGCUUAAUCAAGUUGCAGAUGCUCUAAGUAGACGGCGACAUAUUUUAGCAACAAUUCGCAAUUAA